Messenger RNA from Anopheles cruzii, 2271 nucleotides. It is a transcript of the gene Wsck, whose product is annotated as putative inactive tyrosine-protein kinase Wsck. NCBI's taxonomy places the organism in Eukaryota, Metazoa, Arthropoda, Insecta, Diptera, Culicidae. Gene Ontology annotation, biological process: protein phosphorylation. The transcript is spliced from 4 exons. Gene Ontology annotation, molecular function: ATP binding; protein binding; protein kinase activity. Bases 1 to 2271 code for a protein of 756 amino acids. The record is from RefSeq and is a predicted model, not a curated record.
AUGUUGCCAACGUUUCGUCCGCGAUCGCGUUUCCCGGUGCUGGUGCUGAUGCUUGGGGCACUUGCGUUGUGUCGAUCCGCAGCAGCAUCCGAAAAACGUUCAUAUUUUGGGUGCUACGAACGCGAUCGUUUUGCACGGCUAGCUGUAACGACCGAGAGCUUGGACGUGUGCAUCGACAAUUGCGAGAGUAGCUUCAGCAGAUACGCCGUACUAUCCGGUUCGCGGUGCAGUUGCACGAAUACGAUCCAAACCCGCGUUGUUGAGGACCGUGAAUGUGGACUUUCCUGUGUCGAACAACCGGACAUGAGCUGCGGUGGUGUUGUCGCACAGAGCGUGUACGAAACGGGUAUUGAAGUAGCCGGACCGGUGCGUAAUCUGCGGAUCGAGGGGGACACGCUACACGAAGACACGAUUUCGAUUCGGUGGGAUCUGCCGGCCGAAGAUGGGGCGCCCUUGGAACAGUUACAAAUUGUCGCUGAAGCUAUCCGCACCUUCGCUAGCUAUCGUAUCCAUCCGCUUCACUGGUCGCUGCCCAAUUCGACCACCGCGUUUGAGCUCUCGAAUCUGAACCCCGGCACCGAGUACAACGUAACGGUCGUAUCGAUCUCACCGAAAGGUGAAGGAGGUCGUGCCAGUACCGUUGGCAGCACCGAGAUCGGCAUCCCGGACCCGGAGCCCGAGGAACCGAUCAUACUGCGUCGGCUUGGUUCGACGAUUCUGAUCAAAAUACUCCGAGCAACGAACAGCAACGGACCGGUAAAUUACUACCGAAUUGUGGUCCACUACGUAAACGACGAACUGAUCCAGCAGAUCGAUCACAGCCAGCUGAACACGUUUCAAAAGUCGAAGGAAAACCGCGUUCCGUACUACAUCGCGGCCGAGCUCGAGAUGAAAGACGACGAUUCGAUGCUCUUUACGGUGGGCGAUGGCCGGGAGUAUCGGAGCUACUUCAAUCCACCGAUCACGGCCCGGGCCCACGUGCAUAUCUCGAUCGGCGUCGUGAGUGUUUUAAAUCACGUCGUAAAGGUUCGCUACGCCACCACAACCCACGAACAGCACCAGUAUCCGGACCAUCAGCACGUAAACUUAAGAACGGUUGAAGUCGAGCGAAACGAAACCCUCAUCACGAUUCUCACCGUUGCUUGCGUUCUGUUUGGGAUCGUGCUAACCGCGGCCAUCAUCCUGUACAUUUAUUUGCGCUACAAAACCCCCUCGGCCAAUCCGCGGCCCUUCGCCGACCAUCACGAGCUCACGCUGCAGGGUCCGAUACUGGAGGUGGAAAACAGUGGCUUCAUGCCGGACAUUUACGAGCAACGCGGUUUUGAGGCGGAACUGCGCGACAUUCUUGAGGGACUGGACCAAUCGAAACACCACGCCCGGAAGUACCUCAGUCUUAACAUUAACCACAUCCUUGGCAGCGGAAAGUAUGGGGACAUUUUGGCCGGAAGCUUGCAGCAAGAAGGGAACGAUAUGCCGACCCAGGUGCACGUGAUCACGGACGACAUGGAAGGGGUCGAUCAGAUUGCAUUCCUCAACGAGUUCAGACGGCUCGCUUCGCUAGAGUCCCAUGCCAAUGUGAAUCUCUUCUACGGCGUUUGCGUGACUCCCGACUGGUGCUACCUCCUGUUCGAACAAAUGCAAUCCACGCUGAAAAAAACCCUCCUGAAUGCCCGUGUGCCAAGCAACGUGAAUAGUGCAAAGUUUUCUACAAUAUCGGAAGAGAUCGUCGUCAACAUCCUGUGCCUGGUGUGCGAUGGAAUGCAGUUUCUGGUGGACAAUAAUAUUGUGAGCAAAAAGCUGUGUGCCCGCACCGUGUACGUGAAUACCAAAUUCGAGGUGAAGGUGAGUGCCUUCGGUCCACCGCUGUACGCCGAGGAUACAGAGAAGACGAUCGAUAUCGCCCGCUGGCACGCCCCGGAAGUCAUCAAGUUCCAGAACCACAGCUCGAAGAGCGACGUUUGGUCGUUCGGCUUGCUCAUCUGGGAGUGUUGCUGCCUUGGAGCCACCCCUUACGGGUCGACGACGACCGACAAUUUGUUCGCCGCGAUCCGUGGUGGUCUGAAACCGGAACGGCCAUCGUUCAUGUUUGAAGAUCUGUACCAGCUGUGCAUCAACUGCUGGGACUUGGAUGCCAGCGAUCGGCCAACGUUCGACGAGCUACGACGCUACCUGCGGCAAACGCUACCGAUGCUCCGGUAUUUGCUGUCGUUCGAGCGGAAACAGAGUGUUCAGUUGCCGAGCUACUUACCUCACCUGGAGACGUUGGAGUGA